Molecule: messenger RNA, 3239 nt
Organism: Magallana angulata
Lineage: Eukaryota; Metazoa; Mollusca; Bivalvia; Ostreida; Ostreidae
Product: calnexin-like
Exons: 22
Coding region: 88-1863 (591 amino acids)
Biological process (GO): protein folding
Cellular component (GO): endoplasmic reticulum membrane; endoplasmic reticulum
Molecular function (GO): calcium ion binding
Source: RefSeq, a predicted model, not a curated record
UCCACGUUUAGGUAUUUGGACCUUGUAGACGCAGAAGGGCCGGUGUCAUGCUUAUUUAGUUAUUUACAAAUUUUGAGAACAAUCAAGAUGAAAUUUAACACAGUAUAUAUUUUAUUCCUGGGAGUGUGUCUGAUUGGGGCAACAUCAGCAGAUACAGAUGAUGAAGACGAUGAUGUCCAGGUAGAAGUAGAGGAGGAUGAUGAAGUAAGAGUGGAAAAGCCGCAGUUUGUGCCUCCAACUAUACAGAAGAAUGUGCACUUUGCAGAUUCAUUUAACAAAAAAGAUGAAUUCAAAAGCAGAUGGACAGUUUCACAAGCAAAGAAAGAUGGGGCUGAGGAAAAUUUAUCUAAAUAUGACGGUAAAUGGAAGGUGGAGGUACCUAAGAGUAGUGCAGUGGAAGGAGAUCUCGGCCUGGUCCUCAAGUCCAAAGCAAAGCAUCACGCUGUGGCAUCCAAACUGAAUAAACCUUUCAAGUUUGAUGGCAAACCCUUAUUUGUACAGUAUGAAGUGAAAUAUCAAGAUGGUAUCGACUGUGGAGGAGCCUACGUCAAGCUUCUGUCAGCCGAUCCAGCUUUAGACUUGAAACAAUUUCAUGAUAAAACUCCAUACACUAUUAUGUUUGGUCCAGACAAAUGUGGACUAGACAAUAAGCUUCACUUCAUUUUCCGUCACAAAAAUCCCAAGACUGGGGAAAUUGAGGAAAAACAUGCCAAGAAGCCAUCCGCUGCCCUGGAUAGUUACUUCACAGACAAGAAGACACAUCAAUACUCCCUAGUUAUAAAUCCAGAUAACACCUUUGAAGUGUCUGUUGAUGGUUCUGUUGUCAAUUCUGGGUCAUUGUUGGAUGAUUUCAGCCCUCCAGUUAACCCCCCUAAAGAGAUAGAAGAUCCCAAUGACAAGAAGCCAGAGGACUGGGAUGAGAAGGAAAAGAUUCCUGAUCCAGAUGCAGAGAAACCAGAAGAUUGGGAUGAAAAUGAACCAGAGAAAAUAGUCGAUUCAGAAGCAACCAAACCUGAUGGAUGGCUAGAGGAUGAAAACAAGCUUGUCCCAGACCCUGAUGCAGAGAAACCCAAGGACUGGGAUGAAGAAAUGGAUGGUGAAUGGGAAGCUCCUCUUAUUGAAAACCCUAAGUGUUCAGAUGCUCCUGGAUGUGGAAAAUGGGAACAACCGAUGAUCAAAAAUCCAAAAUACAAGGGCAAAUGGAGGCCCCCUAUGAUAGAUAACCCAAAUUAUCAGGGUAUAUGGAAACCAAGAAGAAUACCAAAUCCUAACUUCUUUGAAGAUCUUGAUCCAUACAAAAUGACCCCAAUAAAUGCUGUGGGUCUGGAGCUGUGGUCAAUGACAGAUGAGAUUGUGUUCGACAACUUUUUGGUGACAGAUGAUAAGGGGGUAGCAGAGAAAUGGACAGAGCAGACAUUCCAAAUUAAAUCUGCAGCAGAAAAGGCCUCCUCUGGUGGUGCUUUUGCCUAUUUCACGGCACUAAAGGGGGCGGCCGAGGAGCGACCCUUGCUGUGGGCGGUGUAUGUGGUGGUUCUCCUCCUCCCCGUCUUGUUAAUCUCUAUCUGCUUAUGUCCACGGAGUGGGCCUAUUAAGCCCGAGACUCUAGCUGAAGCAAAGAAAACCGAUGCGGUGUCACCAGAUGAUGAAAAGAAAGAGGAGUCUGCGGACAAGGAGGAAAAGACAGGACCAGGGGGAGACAACAAACCCAACACCAAGAAAUCUAAGGCCAGUCUAGAGGCCACAGAGGAUGAUGGAGAUGAUGAAGAUGAAGUGGAUGCUGAAGAAGAGGAGGAAGAAGCACAGGAGAAGAACAGCGAAUCACCAAGACGAUCUCCAAGAAAGAGGAAGUCUAGAAAGGAUUGAGAGAAGUUUUGUGAGAGAGUAUGAAGAGUAUAAGAAUCAGAAUUCCUAGUAGGCAUCUCAAUGUUUUGUGUUAUGCAAUGCUGAUAGACACAACCAAACCUGUUAUAUAACAUUUCUUUAAAUCUUAUCCAUCUGUGUAGUAUUAAGGCUGAAUACUGUACAAGUUAGAUUUCUUAAUUUUCUGUGCAUGAAAGCUUUACACAUUUAUGCACAAUUGAAUAGAUUUUUUUUUUCAGUUAAUAAACUUUCAUGUUGCUUUAACAUUUUGAAAAAGAUUUUUUUUAUUGAUCUUUUUUCACAUGUACUUGGUAUGCAUAACAUUUUCAGUGAGUUUUGAUUUGUCUUUUUUAACCAAUUUAUAUAUGAAAGAAUGAGUCUGAUGAUGAAGGGAAAAUUAAAAGUAAAUGUCUUAUAUUGAAACUGUGCUUAAAAACCUGUUUGUGUCACUUGGUAUAUGAACCCAUGUUUAACAUGGCUGCCAGAUUGUAUGAGUGUUUUGUUCCAGUUAAAUAUUUAUCAAGUUAGUGUUUCCUAUUAGUGUGUCUAUGAAGUGAUGUUGUCUUGAUGAUGAAAAUGGUAUGCUGGUAGUUUUAUGUACAUGAAAUUUAAAGUGUCUGUUAGUAUGUCAUUUAGUACAUUGUUAGUACAUCAUUUAGUACAUUGUUGGUACAACUGUACAUCAUUUAGUACAAGUUAAAUGUAUCAUGUGUCAUAGGUCAUGGUCUGUAGUUUAGAACGUUUUGUUAAUGUAAUAUUGUUCAGAAUAUUUCAAAUUAUUCUCAAAUGAUUCUCUUUUGAUUUGCAUGAACUUUGAUUUCUUUUCUAUAUUCAGAAUAUAUUCCCGAGUGGUACUGUGCAAAUUGGAAUGAGAUGUAGUUAUUUUCAGUCAUACAUGUGCAUCUUUGUAAUUUCACAAUUGAUAUAUAUUGUCUGAACCAACAGUCUUUUACAAGAAGGCACAAUGUAUGUCUUUUUUUUUAAACUUUAACUAUUUUUAGCUGAUAAAAUUACUCCUCUUUCAAUGAGCUUCAUCUUUAUGGGAAUGUCUUAGCUUUUGCUGCUAAUUUCAUUUUAUGUCAGUAAUGUUGGAGGGAUUACUUUGUCCUUUAGUUCCUUGUUAUUAAUGGCACAAUAAACCCACUGGUUGCACAUAAAGCCUAAAAGUAAGAGAAAGUGUGGAAACUUAGUAUCUGUGUGUACUUAAUUAAAGAGUUCAUGAUGCCUGAAUGACUGUGAAAGGCUAGGUAUUCUGUCCAAUUAAUAGCUGUCGACUACAAUCAUUCUUUUUCAUUCAUUUUGUUAAAUUAAACAUAUAGAGGUAUGUUGUCAAUGAAAAACCAUGUUGAAAUAAACAGACCCGAAUUUUUUAUUGAAAA